Vicia villosa (hairy vetch) is the source of this 1572-nucleotide messenger RNA. RefSeq names its product obg-like ATPase 1. The record is from RefSeq and is a predicted model, not a curated record. Gene Ontology annotation, molecular function: ATP binding; GTP binding; ATP hydrolysis activity. Bases 121 to 1305 code for a protein of 394 amino acids. Lineage: Eukaryota; Viridiplantae; Streptophyta; Magnoliopsida; Fabales; Fabaceae. The transcript has 12 exons. Gene Ontology annotation, cellular component: cytoplasm.
UCCUUUACCUUUCUCUUCUUAAUCUUACAAAGUACAAAACCCUACGAGGAGCGAGUUUCAGAUUUCCUAGUCACUCUCCGUUCUUCAUCUCAUUCCAAACUAACCUCUCUCCGCCGCAAAAUGCCUCCUAAAUCCGCCAAAUCGAAGGAAGUUCCAGCUGAACGACCCAUCCUUGGUCGAUUCUCUUCUCACCUCAAGAUUGGAAUCGUUGGUUUGCCAAAUGUUGGAAAGUCUACUCUUUUCAAUACACUCACCAAGAUGGCUAUUCCUGCUGAGAAUUUCCCCUUUUGCACUAUUGAGCCUAAUGAGGCAAGGGUUAAUGUUCCCGAUGAGCGGUUCGAGUGGCUUUGUCAGUUGUUCAAGCCUAAAAGUGAGGUCUCCGCUUUCUUAGAAAUCCAUGACAUAGCCGGAUUGGUUCGAGGUGCUCAUCAGGGACAAGGGUUGGGAAAUAGUUUUUUAUCUCACAUCCGAGCUGUUGAUGGCAUUUUCCAUGUUUUACGUGCAUUUGAGGAUCCGGAUAUUAUCCAUGUAGAUGACACUGUUGAUCCCGUGAGGGAUUUAGAUGUUAUUACUGAAGAGCUACGGCUGAAGGAUAUUGAAUUCAUGCAAAACAAGUUAGAAGAUCUUGAAAAGAGCAUGAAGAGGAGCAAUGACAAGCAGUUAAAAAUCGAGCUUGAAUGUUGUCAAAAGGUCAAGGCAUUCAUCGAGGAGGGAAAAGAUGUACGCCUAGGGGAUUGGAAAGCUGCCGAGGUCGAGAUCUUAAAUUCCUUCCAGUUGCUUACUGCCAAGCCUGUUGUCUACUUGGUUAAUAUGACCGAAAGAGAUUACCAAAGAAAAAAGAACAAGUUUCUUCCCAAAAUUCAUGCAUGGGUCCAGGAACAUGGUGGUGGACAAAUGAUUCCUUUCAGCUGUGUCUUAGAGAAGAGUCUCUCAGAUAUGCCUCCUGAUGAGGCAGCUAAAUAUUGUGAGGAAAACAACGUUCAAAGUGCUCUCCCCAAAAUAAUAAAGACUGGAUUUUCAGCUAUCAAUCUCAUUUACUUUUUCACAGCAGGACCUGAUGAGGUUAAGUGUUGGCAAAUUAGACGCCUAACAAAGGCUCCUCAAGCUGCAGGAGCUAUCCAUACUGAUUUUGAAAAGGGAUUUAUUUGUGCUGAGGUGAUGAAAUUUGAUGAUCUAAAAGAACUUGGUACCGAGUCAGCUGUAAAGGCUGCUGGAAAAUAUAAACAGGAGGGGAAAACUUAUGUGGUCCAAGAUGGAGACAUUAUAUUUUUCAAGUUCAAUGUUUCUGGUGGAGGGAAGAAGUGAACCAGAACUUCGCCUUUUCUAGCAGUUUGCUGGUUUACAUGCAUGACGGACACACGCCUACCAUGUUCGAUUGAGAAUUCUUUAAGAGGUGAAAAGUGUAGUUUUCAGACAAUUUUCAUGAUGAUGUACUUAGGUUAAUUAUUUCUAGUGGAUUUUAAUUCGGAAAUUACAAUUUGUUAAGUUAUGUCUUAUAGCAGUUUUGAAUAUAUAAAUGUCCUAUUGAGUUAUUGCAUGAUGGAUCAAUCAAUAUAUUGUUUGUUAUACACA